CAGCAGUAGCCUUCAUCAAACCAGAGGAGCGGGGCGUGGACACAGACCGGCCUCUCUGCUCUUAUGAGGAAAAAUUCAGGAGACGGACGACUGAUCGGGAAGGGGGAAAAAACGGACCUUUAUCGCUUUGCAACUGGCUACUCGUCCCUGAUUUCAUAAGGGACAGGGGGGUAGAUUGAGUAAAAAGAAAAAAAAAAAUAAACCUGAAAGAGGACUACAACCAUGGAUGACAUCUUCACUCAGUGUCGUGAGGGCAACUCUGUGGCUGUUCGUCUGUGGUUAGACAACACAGAGAAUGACCUCAACCUGGGUGAUGACCAUGGCUUCAGCCCCCUUCACUGGGCAUGCAGAGAAGGGAGGAGUGGUGUUGUCGACAUGCUCAUCAUGAGAGGUGCUCGUAUUAAUGUGAUGAACAGGGGGGAUGAUACCCCCUUACAUCUUGCUGCCAGUCAUGGACACAGAGACAUAGUGGCUAAGCUCAUCCAGUGCAAAGCAGACCCCAACACAGUCAACGAGCACGGAAACACGCCACUCCACUAUGCCUGCUUCUGGGGACAGGACCAAGUAGCAGAGGACCUGGUAACCAGUGGUGCCCAGGUGUGUAUAUGUAACAGGUAUGGGCAGACACCUCUGGACAAGGCCAAGCCUCACCUCAGCCAGCUGCUUCAAGAAAAAGCAGAGAAAAUGGGCCAGAGUAUGACCAAAGUCCCCUAUAAAGAAACCUUCUGGAAGGGCACCAUGCGAACGCGGCCUCGUAAUGGUACUCUCAACAAGCAGGCUGGUAUUGAUUAUAAGCAGCUGUCUCUCCUCGCCAAGAUCAAUGACAACCAUUCUGGAGAGUUAUGGCAGGGUCGCUGGCAGGGGGAUGAGAUUGUAGUGAAGGUGCUGCAGGUGAGAGACUGGACCACCAGGAAGAGCAGAGACUUCAAUGAGGAGCAUCCCAAACUCAGGAUCUUUUCCCACCCAAACAUUCUGCCUGUUCUUGGUGCCUGUCAGUCACCUCCCUCCCCUCACCCCAUUAUCAUUACUCACUACAUGCCAUACGGAUCUCUCUACAACAUCCUGCACCAGGGCACCACUUUGGUGGUGGACCAGACCCAAGCAGUAAAGUUUGCCCUGGACAUUGCCAGUGGCAUGGCUUUCCUCCACACUCUCGAGCCAAUGGUUUCGCGGCUUUUCCUCAACAGUAAGCACAUCAUGAUAGAUGAAGACAUGACAGCCAGGAUAAGCAUGGCAGAUGCCAAGUUCUCCUUCCAGUGUCCUGGUCGUAUGUACUCUCCAGCAUGGAUGGCCCCUGAAGCCCUCCAGAAGAGACCUGAGGACAUCAACAGGAGAUCAGCUGAUAUGUGGAGCUUUGCCGUGUUACUGUGGGAGCUGGUUACCAGAGAGGUCCCCUUUGCUGACCUCUCACACAUGGAAAUAGGCAUGAAAGUGGCUCUUGAGGGUCUUCGGCCCACCAUUCCACCAGGGAUCUCGCCUCAUAUUUGUAAGCUAAUGAGGCUCUGCAUGAAUGAGGACCCAGCCAAGAGGCCCAAGUUUGACAUGAUCGUCCCCAUCCUGGAGAAGAUGCAAGACAAAUGAAUCCCACCGCAGCAGUCCAUCCAGCUCUGCCUGUUGUUUUUUUUUUUUUUUUUUACCGUCAAGAUUAUCAUCCAACCACUUUUUCUGUAUGUUUCUGUAACUUCACUUAAAUCAUUUAUCUGCUAAGCCACUGUAAAUAUUGUCAGAGAAACCACUUCAGCCACUUGUUUCAAACAACAACAGGUAUAAUAUUACUUUUGUCGCUUAAUUUAAACUGGCUUCUUUUUUGGCCUGUGUUGCUCUAUUAUUAUGGUUGAAAUUGUUCAGAGUAUCGGCAGACUUCCUAAUCUGAUGUAAUUCAUGUUGGGAUAUACUGAGUGAAGACUUGGACAGAAAUGCUGACAAACAAAUCCAAAGAAAUGUGUAUGAAAAAACAAAAAACAAAAAACAAAUACCAAUGCAAUAAAUGUUUUAUAUUUAU
This is a messenger RNA of Myripristis murdjan (pinecone soldierfish), 2002 nucleotides long. It is a transcript of the gene ilk, whose product is annotated as integrin-linked kinase. The coding region runs from base 223 to 1581 and encodes 452 amino acids. The record is from RefSeq and is a predicted model, not a curated record. NCBI's taxonomy places the organism in Eukaryota, Metazoa, Chordata, Actinopteri, Holocentriformes, Holocentridae. The transcript has 13 exons. Gene Ontology annotation, cellular component: stress fiber; focal adhesion. Gene Ontology annotation, molecular function: protein serine/threonine kinase activity; ATP binding; protein binding. Gene Ontology annotation, biological process: substrate adhesion-dependent cell spreading; protein phosphorylation; cell-matrix adhesion.